This is a messenger RNA of Aspergillus caelatus, 371 nucleotides long. RefSeq lists its product as uncharacterized. NCBI's taxonomy places the organism in Eukaryota, Fungi, Ascomycota, Eurotiomycetes, Eurotiales, Aspergillaceae. The record is from RefSeq and is a predicted model, not a curated record. The transcript is spliced from 3 exons. Bases 26 to 286 code for a protein of 86 amino acids.
GGAUAGGACAAGCAUUAAUACCAAAAUGAAGCUUUCCCUCGCUGUCUCUCUUACAGCCCUUGUGGCCGCCGUCGUGGCCCAGCAAGUCCCGCCGUGCGUCGACGUGUGCUUUAACAAACAACAAGAAUGCCCCGAUGAAUGGAACUUUGUAUGUCUGUGUGAGAAUGAGAAAUUCCAUAUCGCAAUGACACAGUGUAUGCGUGGGGGUAAUGGAGAGAGUGGAAAAUGCUCUGAGGAGGAUCAAUCCAUUGCGCGGAUACUCCUGGAUGCUGCCUGUGGAUUUUAGUCUGGGUGGUUUAAUGGAUCUGAAAAUUGAUGUGUGGUUGGAGAUAGAUGUAUGCUAUCACGAUGUUAAAGAAGGCUAAGAUGAC